AUGCCAAUGUCUUUUGCCAAACCCAGCCACCUGACCUAUGAACGGCAUUUCGAGCGUGAAUGCACGCUCUUCCAGCAAGCUCUAGAAAGGGAGGCUUACUCACUCCAUAAUGUGGAAGAUCGCCGCGCAGGUACCAUUCAAGUGAUUUGUGAUCUGAUCGUUCAGCUGGAGAUCCUCGGACAUGUCGCAGAGACCAUGACUAGGAAGUCCCCCAUGUGUCCCACUGUUCUGAUUAGCCCGCCUGGGUAUUUCGUUGGUGAAUUCCAACGGUUUUGUCGCGCGAAGAUUCUGCCAGCUUUGGUUAGGUCACUGACUUGCCUUAGAGAGUCGACCACUAUCUAUCGUGAUAUAAACUACACAGUUGCUGGUCAGUUGGAGGCGAUUCAUGAUGAUUUGGCUUUUAUCUUGGAUUGUCGCGAGUAG
Penicillium robsamsonii is the source of this 423-nucleotide messenger RNA. RefSeq lists its product as uncharacterized. Bases 1 to 423 code for a protein of 140 amino acids. The transcript has a single exon. NCBI's taxonomy places the organism in Eukaryota, Fungi, Ascomycota, Eurotiomycetes, Eurotiales, Aspergillaceae. The record is from RefSeq and is a predicted model, not a curated record.